CCCGCCCUCUUCGCACGCCUGGCUCCGCCCACAGUGAGCUUAAGCCCGCUCUACGGCAGAGACGGACGUGGCUCCUGCGUCUUCUUGUGAGCGUGCGCGCGCCCGAGUGCGUGUGUCUUUGGCGCGGGCUCCCAUGGUCUCGGCGGCCAGCGAUCGGCUUUGAAGAGCAGGAACUGCGGACAGCUAAAGAGGCGUGAUCAGAGGUCAACAGUCUGGGAAGUUGGCACGACAGAGCUGGAUGUGACCCUCAGGAGAGAAUGGUGCUGGACUCGGGGACCCAGGUGUAUGAGCAGGCACCCCCCAGCCCACCUGCCGGUUCCCCAUCUCAGCACCAUAAGCUGAAGCCCUCAAACCGAGAUGGGCCACCCCUCUACCCCUGGCCUCAGUCCCUGGGUAUGCCAUUGGCUCUGGCUGUUCCCUCAGAGCUGCGGCAGCAGACUAUGUGGCAGACCUUCUCAAAGCUGCACUUGGAACAGCGUAGCCACAUGCGGCGCAGCGAGAGUACGUGCAGUGUAAAUGGCGCUGGCCGGCGGGGGCGUGGCAAAGCCCCACCUGGACGGGGAUGUGAUCCCGGAGGGACCCUACGGCCCGCAGCCUCCUUACCUCACAUUGCUAAGAUUCGAAAGGACGUAGGCAGUAGUAACAGCAAGAGCCCCUGUAUGUUGGUGGCCCUGCGGCCGACUAACAUGGACCAGGAACGGGAAAAGUUCUUCCAGUCUCAUUAUACCUACAAUCCACAGUUCGAGUAUCAGGAACCGUUGCCAAUGAGUGUGCUGGAGAAGUACCAGGAGGCCUCUGCGCAGUUCAUGAGUCAGGCAGUCGCCAUCAUUGAGGCUGUCCUGGAGAAGUUUGGCACUUAUGAAAACUUUGAGGCUGCCACAGGGGGCCAGCUGCUGACCAAGUGCCAAAUUUGGUCCAUUGUGCGCAAAUACAUGCAGAAGGAAGGCUGUGUUGGGGAGGUCGUGGUGCAGCUGAGUGAAGACCUGCUUUCCCAGGCAGUGAUGAUGGUGGAGAACAGUCGACCCACACUGGCCAUCAACCUGACUGGAGCCCGCCAAUUCUGGCUGGAGGGCAUGCUGCGUCACGAGAUAGGCACCCACUACCUGCGUGGUGUGAAUAAUUCGCGGCAACCAUGGCACAGCACUGAAGGCAGACUGCAGUACGGCCUUCAGCCAGCCAACCCCACGGAGGAGGGCCUGGCGAGCCUGCAUAGUGUGCUGUUUCGAAAGCAACCAUUCCUGUGGCGCGCCGCCCUGCUGUACUACACCAUCCACCAGGCGGCGCACAUGUCCUUCCGCCAGCUCUUCCAGGAUCUGGCGCAAUACGUGCAGGACGAAGGUGUGCGCUGGGAGUACUGUGUCCGUGCCAAGCGAGGACAGACGGAUACCUCCCAGCCAGGAUGCUUCAGCAAGGACCAGGUGUACCUGGAUGGCAUUUUGCGCAUCCUGCGGCACCGACACACCAUCGAUUUCCAGCUGCUGACCUCGCUGGGCAAGGUCUCCUAUGAAGAUGUGGAACAACUGCGGCCCCAUGGGGUCCUAGAUAACACCAGAGUACCCCACUUCAUGAAGGACUUAGAUCGUUACCGGCAGCAGCUGGAACACAUCAUGACUACCAACCGGCUGGAUGAAGCGGAGCUGGGCCGCCUGCUGCCUGACUGAUGUGGACUGAGGGUUACAGACAGAAGCUCUUAACAGAGGUCACAGAUCAGAAUAUGAAGUUCUUUAUGGUUCCAUAGCCUAGGUGUUUCUUGUGGGCUUUUGGGAGGCCAGGAGCAUCUUGGGAAGAUGAGAAGCAAUGUCAGAAGGUUUUGUUUUUGUCCUUGCUAACCUUCCUGGGGCCUGUGAACUAGCAGCAGCAUGUCACAUAAACUCCUGAACAGGGGCAGUGGGGGGAUAAGAUGGGAGCUGAGUGUGAAUAGAAAUUUGGGCUGGUUUGGGAAUAGAGACUUGUUCCUGCAUGAGAUGGCAUUGGGUGUCUGGUACCACUCUUUCCCCUCCCCCACUACCUGGCCUGUUGGUGCUCCUUCAGCAUUCAUACUGUCUACCUCUCACUGGGGCCGGCAGGAGUUGGGGUCCCCUCUGAGGUGACUUGCCUGAGCAUGGGGUUCUGGCUGUCACUCAGGCUCAAAGACCCAGCUGGGCUGGGCUUUGCCUUUCAGCAUUCUGUCUGUCUGUCUGUAUGUCUGUCUGUCUCACUGCUCAUGCAUUGUUCUAUGAGUCAGUGGGGCCAGGAAACAGCAGCUCCUGGUAGUUCUGUGCAGGGGCAGCAGGAUACUUUGGAAAGGUACCAUUUG
Apodemus sylvaticus (European woodmouse) is the source of this 2296-nucleotide messenger RNA. RefSeq names its product microtubule associated tyrosine carboxypeptidase 1 (gene Matcap1). The record is from RefSeq and is a predicted model, not a curated record. Bases 258 to 1661 code for a protein of 467 amino acids. NCBI's taxonomy places the organism in Eukaryota, Metazoa, Chordata, Mammalia, Rodentia, Muridae. The transcript has 7 exons.